This is a messenger RNA of Megalops cyprinoides (Indo-Pacific tarpon), 1038 nucleotides long. RefSeq names its product LSM3 homolog, U6 small nuclear RNA and mRNA degradation associated (gene lsm3). The record is from RefSeq and is a predicted model, not a curated record. Gene Ontology annotation, cellular component: U6 snRNP; P-body; Lsm1-7-Pat1 complex. The transcript has 4 exons. Gene Ontology annotation, biological process: mRNA splicing, via spliceosome; P-body assembly. Gene Ontology annotation, molecular function: RNA binding. Lineage: Eukaryota; Metazoa; Chordata; Actinopteri; Elopiformes; Megalopidae. The coding region runs from base 227 to 535 and encodes 102 amino acids.
CUCGAACUCUACAGGAAAUAGUUCGUUUUUGUGUCCCGCAAAGUUGUAAAUAUCGGUUGUUUUCACUAAUAGUCGAUCUGUAAAACUUAGUAUUUAUUCUGCUACUGCAAGACAAAGACAGAAGUAUAUGGGCUAAAUAACUGGUAAUUAUUAAGUGUAUCUUUGCUACAGUUGGCACAAGUCAAACUCUCCCGCUAAUUAUUUGACGUGUGGGAAACUUGGAAAAAUGGCGGAUGAAGUUGAUCAGCAACAGACAACCAACACUGUGGAGGAGCCACUCGACCUUAUCCGACUCAGUUUGGAUGAGCGAAUCUACGUCAAGAUGAGGAAUGACAGAGAGCUCAGGGGCAGAUUACAUGCAUAUGACCAGCAUCUAAAUAUGAUCCUGGGAGAUGUGGAGGAAACGGUGACCACUGUGGAGAUUGAUGAGGAGACUUAUGAAGAGAUUUAUAAGUCCACGAAGAGAAACAUUCCAAUGCUAUUUGUUCGGGGAGAUGGUGUUGUCCUUGUGGCCCCUCCACUGAGGGUUGGCUAGUUUCUGGUGCUCUUGCUGAGAGUAUACUUGACUUUACGCCUUUUGAAUCAAGAGGCAUUUUGCUUUGGACUGUAACUUAACUGAAGGGGAUUGCAAAACAUUUUGUUAUAUGGUGUUUUCGAUGUGUUUGACAAACCACAUUUUAAGACAUGAGCAGAGAAAAAACUAGGUUUACUGUAAAAUCUUCCUUUAGGAAUUGUUGUAAGCGUUUCAGUUAGUCAGUUAUUUGACGUUUUCAUGUGAUUGUUUUAUUCCAUUUUAUUUUAUAAUUCUUGGAAUUGUGGAGAACAGCAACAUCCCCCAGUCACAAUAAAGGAAAAAAGUAAAACCAGAAAAAAGUUGUGAAUUAUUCUGUCGGACAGUAGUAUUCCCAGAAAUACUGUACAUUUAUCACUGUAAAAGGUUUAUUGAAACCCCAUUCCCCCACCCCCCUUUACGUUGUCAAUAUUAAGGAUGUGCUAUGUUUGUAUUUAUUUUUACUUUAAAAGAUGUGUCAUGUCCAA